AUGGAAAGAACCCUAGGAAUGCAAUGGCACACGGUGACAGACCGCUUCGAAUUCGCAAUCGUGUUACCGGACAAGCCAUGUACAAGAAAAGGAACCCUCUCCACAGUCAGCUCCAUCUAUGACCCUCUCGGUUUCGUCGCGCCCCUACUCCUCGAUAGCAAAUCCCUACUGCAAGAGUUAUGCCGUCUAGAUGCCGACUGGGAUGAAAAGGUGCCGCCAGAGAUCCAGACCAGAUGGCUAAAAUGGAAGAACGAGCUCUGUGAGUUGAAAAAAGUCACGAUACCAAGAUUGUAUAAGCCCGGAGGUUUUGGACCUGUCGUGCGCACGGAAUUACACCAUUUCUUCGACGCCAGCACGAGAGGCUACGGACAAUGUAGCUACCUUCGUUUGAUCAACGACCGAGAAGAGGUUCAUUGUUCCCUCGUCAUUGGCAAGUCUCGUGUAGCCCCCCUCAGAUUAGUGACAAUACCGAGGUUAGACCUGACCGCCGCAGUUUGCUCAGUCCGUGUGAGCAAUCAGUUGAAAAAAGAACUCGAGCACACCAUCGAUGACGAGGGUUUUUGGACUGACAGCAGAGUAUUCCUUGGCUAUAUCGCGAACGAAUCCAAGAGAUUCCAUGUCUUCGUCGCCAAUCGCGUACAAGAAAUCCAGAACAGCACAUCGAUUAAGCAAUGGAAUCACGUAAAAACUAAACAGAACCCGGCCGACGAAGCGUCGCGUGGAUUGAAGGCUGGUGAGCUUCAAGACUCUAGAUGGCUUACCGGACCGGAAUUUCUGUGGAGGCCAGGAAGCGAAUGGCAAGACGCAAAAGAAUGCUUGAAGACAGAGCCCCUAGAAGGAGACCCAGAGGUUAAGAAAUCGUCUGCGAUGGCAACUACACGCGCAGCACUAUAG
Molecule: messenger RNA, 894 nt
Organism: Nematostella vectensis (starlet sea anemone)
Lineage: Eukaryota; Metazoa; Cnidaria; Anthozoa; Actiniaria; Edwardsiidae
Exons: 1
Coding region: 1-894 (297 amino acids)
Source: RefSeq, a predicted model, not a curated record